UCAUGGGAAUAUUAUUAGUAGUAGUAGUAAAAGUGUAGAUAUUUGUUGCAUUGUUAGGGUGUUUAAUUUUUGGAUAUUGAUUCUUUAAAUCGAAAGAAAAAGGAAAAAGAGAAUAGAAGAUGAAUACAAGAGUCCGCAACACUCUUCAGUCCAUGAAAGCUCCUUUAAAUCUUGACGGGCACUACAAUAAAGAGAAGAUGGAGAAGAAUCAGGGAAGUAGAACACUUGGUACCGGCGAAGCAGUGACAAACAGGAGAAGAUCAAAUAGGGAAAGGGAAAUAGCCUUAUUACAAGAUGUUGAUAAGCUAAAAAUGAAGGUUAGACAUGAAGAGAAUGUGCAUAGAGCUUUGGAGAGAGCUUUUACUAGACCUUUAGGGGCACUUCCUCGGCUUCCUUCUUACCUACCUCCAUAUACACUAGAGUUACUUGCUGAGGUAGCUGUUUUGGAAGAGGAAGUUGUUAGGCUUGAAGAGCAAGUAGUGAAUUUUAGGCAAGGCCUUUAUCAAGAGGCUGUCUAUGCAUCUUCCAAGAGGAAUGUGGAGAAUUCGAAUCAAUUCACCGUUGAGCAGCCUUCGGCUCGAAGUACUAACCACCAGCGCUCAAAGUCUUCGUCUGUGAACGAGACGAGUCCGGUACAAACCAUUUCCAGAACUCAACCAUCUCUCUCUAGAAAUGUUUCAAGCAGAAAACUAUUGCCUCUGGAUACGGUUCACAAUCGAUCUGGGCAGUGCUUUAACAGGACGACAAAUGGGAGACAAGGUUCCACAAAAUUCAAUUCUGCUUCUGGAGAUGUCACAGGAAAAGAAAACCAAUCAUUUGGCAAUGCUUUGAAGGAUAAAAAAUCUCUGGAUAAGAAAGUUCCCAACAUUGUGACUCUGGUAAAGAGACUUCCAACCAAGCUUGAAUCAGCAGAAAAAUGUUUGAAUCCUCUUAAGGUGCAGCUAGAUGGUAGAUUAGCAAACCAGGAAAGUGAACAAGGAAGCCCUUCAAGUUCAUCAGAUGAUAAAAUGUCAGAAGCUGAUUUUACACCAAACAAAAUAUCUGAGGAUAUUGUAAGGUUCUUGUUUAGCAUUCUUGCAAGGGUAAUCUCACAAUCCCCCUUCCAAACGCAACCUUAUGGUAUCUGUUCAGAUUUUAAAAGUAGAGAUAUUGGCCCCUAUAAACAUCUUUGUGCAAUUGAAGCGAAAACCAUUGACCUAAACCAGUGUUCAAAUGCUUUGUUUCUAAAUCAUAAAGUAAAGUUUCUGCUCGAGAAGCUAGCCUCUGUCAAUUUAGAGGGUCUCAGCCACCAGCAGAAGCUUGCAUUUUGGAUAAACACUUAUAAUUCCUGCAUGAUGAAUGCAAUUUUGGAGCAUGGGGUUCCUGAGUUUCCUGAAACACUUAAAGCACUAAUGCAAAAGGCUACAAUAGUUGUGGGAGGACACUUGCUAAAUGCAAUAACAAUUGAGCAUUUUAUAUUAGGACUUCCUUUCCAUUUGAAAUUUACCUGUCCUAAAGCAGCCAAAAGUGAUGAGGUGAAAUCACGCAAUAUGUUCGGUCUCGAGUGGUCCGAACCCUUUGUUACAUUUGCUCUUGCAUGUGGAAGCUGGUCAUCUCCUGCUGUGAGAGUAUACACGGCGGCUGGUGUCAAAGAAGACUUGGAAACAGCAAAGAGAGACUACCUGCAGGCAGCAGUGGGGAUGUCGAGCACAAACGAAUUAAUAAUUCCAAAGCUUUUGGAUUGGUAUCUGCUGGACUUUGUAAAGGGUUUGGAAUCUUUGAUAGAUUUGGUUUGUCUGCAGCUGCCAGAUGAAGGGAGGAAGGAAGCAGUGAAAUGCUUGGAGAGAAAAGGGAAAGAGCCCCUUCCACAACUUGUGCAGCUAAUGCCAUAUGAUUUCACUUUCAGACUGCUUUUACACCGUUGAGAAUUAUAUUUUGAUGCAUUGGUUAGAAAAGGAGUUCGCGGAUUUGGGGUUGGUG
Hibiscus syriacus is the source of this 1959-nucleotide messenger RNA. RefSeq lists its product as uncharacterized. NCBI's taxonomy places the organism in Eukaryota, Viridiplantae, Streptophyta, Magnoliopsida, Malvales, Malvaceae. The transcript is spliced from 11 exons. The record is from RefSeq and is a predicted model, not a curated record. The coding region runs from base 120 to 1904 and encodes 594 amino acids.